This is a messenger RNA of Ipomoea nil (Japanese morning glory), 1356 nucleotides long. RefSeq lists its product as uncharacterized. The transcript is spliced from 3 exons. The record is from RefSeq and is a predicted model, not a curated record. Lineage: Eukaryota; Viridiplantae; Streptophyta; Magnoliopsida; Solanales; Convolvulaceae. The coding region runs from base 146 to 1048 and encodes 300 amino acids.
AAUUUGUUAUUUCUCCACUAAUGCAGCUUUACUAAAAGUCUAAAACCAUGUAUGUUUGUCUUCUACUUUUCCAAUUUUCUUUUGACAACAAUAGUGUCUGUUCAUUCUAAUCAUUCAUUUCUUCCACAAAGAGAGAGAGAAGCAAAUGGCUUACGCUGCUGUAACUUCGCUUAUGGAAACACUCUAUUUACAUUUCUUGCAAUCACAACCACGUUUGCCUAUUGAAGAUUUAGAGGCACAGAUAAGAGAUGGCAAUGAAAAUCUUGGCUUGCUGCAACAAAUUGUUGUGGCUGAGAUGAGAGAGAUGGAGUUGGACGAAGAAGCCUCAUCAAAGCGUCUUCGUAUAAAGGCUUGCUUCCCCAGGCUUCAUGGAAUCUUCAAUAAUGAAGCUAUUAAACAGACUGAUUAUUACCCCAAGAAGAAGAAGUUGAUUAAAAGUGAAAAGCUGCUGCAGCUUGCAGAUUUAGAAGCACAGAUCAGAGAUGCCAAUGAAAAUCUUGGCUUGCUGCAACAAAUUGUUGAGGCUGAGAUGAGAGAGAUGGAGUUGGACGAAAAAGUGUCAUCAAAGUGUGUUCGUAUAAAGGCUUGCUUCCCUAGGCUUUAUGGAAAGCAGCAAGCUGCUCGGGAUAGUACACUAUUGACUUCUCGGCUCAGGGAGAUGGCUGAAGUGAAACAAAAGAUAGUUUCUCUCCAUGAAAAUCUGGGCUUGCUGCAACAAAGUCUUGAGAAAUCUGAGAUCCCCUAUGAUGAUGCUAGGGUGAGGGUGAUGAAAGAUUUAGAGGCACAGAUCAGAGAUGCAUCGUUCGAAUUGGAAGAAAGGAUUGAGAUGGAGUUGAGUACCAUUUAUCUAGCAAAGGACAACCUUCAUAUAGCUGCUUGUCUGCUCAGGCUUCAUCAAAACUUCAAUGAAGCAGAAAAACAGACUGAAUACCAGAUCAGGGAGGGUAAUGAAAAUCUUGGCUUGCUACAACAAAUUGUUGAGGCUCAGAUUAGAGAGAUGGACGAAGCUUGGACGAAGAAGCGUCAUCAUCGAAGCGUCUUCAUAUAAAGGCUUGUCACCCCAGGCUUUAUGGAAAUCAGCAGCUUGCUCGGCUCAGAGAGGUGGGUGAAGUCAAACAAAAGAUGAUGGUCUCUCUCCAUGAAAAUCUUGGCUUGCUUCAGGACAUUCUUCAGAUAUAUAAGAUUGGCAAUGAUGAUGCGGGGGCGAUGAAAGAUUUAGAGGCAGCGAUCAGAUAUGUAUGGUUCAAUGCCGAAGAAAGGAUUGAGAUGGAGUUGACUGCCAUUUAUCUAGCAAAGGAUAGUCUUCUUCAUAUAACAGCUUGCCUGCUCAGGCUUCAUGAAAUCUUCAUAGAAGCA